This is a messenger RNA of Fonsecaea pedrosoi CBS 271.37, 1074 nucleotides long. RefSeq lists its product as uncharacterized. NCBI's taxonomy places the organism in Eukaryota, Fungi, Ascomycota, Eurotiomycetes, Chaetothyriales, Herpotrichiellaceae. The transcript has 3 exons. The record is from RefSeq and is a predicted model, not a curated record. The coding region runs from base 1 to 1074 and encodes 357 amino acids.
AUGAAACUCUUCGAUGUCCCCGCAGGCGCUUGUGCUGAUAUCAGCAUCAUCGACUCGACGACGAGAAUCAAUAAACUCCCCACGGAGUUUCUAAUGAGGCCACCGCUAGAGGGAAUGCCUUUCAUGCCGGAGGUUCCAACUUGGUCGUUCUUGAUUGAGAGCGCUACCGGCCGCAAGGCUCUUUUUGAUCUCGGAGUACCGCCAAACUGGAGGGACUUCGCACCCCCAAUAUCAGACAACCUGAAGAAACGUAACUGGGAUAUUCAAUCAGAGAAGCAUGUGGCCGACAUUCUCAAAGAGCACCAGAUUGAACCUGCGUCCAUCAAUCACGUUAUCUGGAGUCAUUGGCAUUGGGAUCACCUGGGUGAUCCGUCGACAUUUCCUCCAAGCACGGAGCUCAUCGUAGGACCUGGAUUCAAGGCUGCUUUCUGGCCUGGUUGGCCUAAAAAAGUCGACGCUCCUGUCAGAGAGAGUGACUUCGCUGGCCGGGAGGUCCGUGAAAUCAACUUUGACGAAGGCCAAGGGCUCCAAAUUGGGAAGUUUAAAGCAUGGGAUCUAUUCGAAGACGGGUCAUUUUAUCUUCUCGACACACCAGGUCAUGCAGUCGGCCAUCUUAGUGGACUAGUGCGGACAACUCAAGAUCCAGACACGUUCAUCUUUCUUGGAGGCGACUUGUGUCACAACGGGGGGGAGAUUCGCCCGUCGGAAUACAUCCCUCUUCCCAGGGAAAUCCACGUCGAGAUCCCCUCUCAUCUCGGCCCCGUCAUCUGUCCCGGCGCAGAACUUGAGGCGUUGAACGACAAACGAGGCCGCGGCCCAAAGCAGCCAUUCUUUGAGCCCUCGAUGGGUCUUUCUAUUGAAGAAGCAAUCAAGACUAUCACGAAAGUUCAGGAAUUCGACGCCGACGACAACGUAUUGUUCCUCUACGCUCACUCUGGGGCGGUCAGGUCCCACGCUGAGCUCUUUCCGGCCAAAGCGAAUAAUUGGAGGGAGAAAGGAUGGCGUGAAAAGAUGUUUUGGGACUUUUUGAAAGAUUUUCAGGUGGCUUUGCAAGGCAUGAAAGCUGCUAUAUAA